Molecule: messenger RNA, 6167 nt
Organism: Melanotaenia boesemani (Boeseman's rainbowfish)
Lineage: Eukaryota; Metazoa; Chordata; Actinopteri; Atheriniformes; Melanotaeniidae
Gene: cep152
Product: centrosomal protein 152
Exons: 27
Coding region: 583-5583 (1666 amino acids)
Biological process (GO): centriole replication
Cellular component (GO): centrosome
Source: RefSeq, a predicted model, not a curated record
CGUUUUGAUUCUUCUUGUUCUGGUAAUUGACAACAACUAAAAUGCUUUCAGCAUUUAUGUUGUGCUGAGAGACAGGAUUCCAAACAAAAAAAAAAAAAAAUACGGGUUGACAACAUUAAGCCAGUUCUUAUUAUGUCAGACGCUGGGUACAGUCGGUGUGUGGAAAUCUGUGUUCUUCCCACUACAUCUGCGGCGGUUUGGCGCUGCUAAUGCGCGCGAGUUUCAAAGUGGGCGAGUCUUUUUAAAGCUGACGCUCUACCAGCUAAUUAGUGAGCUAGCUAGGCUAGCUUUGUGCUUCACAAAGUCUACCGCUCUGUCAAAUAAUCGUUACGUGGCGUUAAAUGUUUAACUGCCCAAGGAUCUGUGUCAUACAUCGUAUGGGCAUGUUGUAUUUUUUUAAAGAACGACUAUUUUUCUAACAAAGCUAGGGUUAACACUAGUUAGCCAGCUAGUAUCCCUGCUAUCUAAUGUAAACAGCAGCGUGGCUAGCAGUUCAUGUUAUCACGCAUUAAAGUUACUCGGAUCAAUGAUAAGUAAAUAAACAAAGGAAACUUCUGCCUAACUUCCAAUAGGCGGCGCAACAUGUCUAUUGAUUUCGACAGUGCAGCUCUUCAGACUCAGCAUGAUGAAGAAGAAUUUGACCAGGAGGAUUAUGCAAGAGAGCAAGAGCUGCACAAACUGCUCACAGACCUGCCAGAUGACAUGCUGGAGGACAGCAGAGACUCCUCCCCUGAGCUGGAGUGCUCUACUUGCAGCAAUAAAAACACCAGCAGCAGCCCAAAGUCCAAGUGGAUUCAACAAUGGUCUGAUCAUACAAAACCAACCUCUCAUGCACAGAAUUAUGAAGGUGAAUAUGCUGAAGGCUCUCAUGAUGAGUAUGUUUAUGAGAGUGAAGCUGCUCACUUUAAUGGACAUCGGAGUCACCCUCAAAGUCAGCCACUGCCUCACACCUGGCAUCAGGAUCAUCAGUUUGUACCAGGAGAUUAUACAUGUACAAGCAUGGGCACGGAAAAAAGUACAGAGGCCAGCGAUUUUUCCAAUGAGUUUGAGUCAAAGCCCUAUCCUGAACACACAGAAAAUCCUGUGGAAUAUAAUAGUGAUGGAAGAGUUAGGGAUGAGCAAUGCCAUGGGGAGCACAACACCAGGAACCAUUUUCAAAAUUUAAAGUCUGGGCCGAGUGACAGAGGUGUAAAUCAGUACACAGCGACUUACAACCCUCACCAUCCUGUCCAUCAGCAAAACACGUUUAAAACUCUGCCUGCUCAGCAAGAAGGUCCAUUUGAGCAUCUACAAAGAGAAUUCCUUGAUUCAACUCAACAAAAUGCAGAUCGGGAGCGACUGGCACAGAUGCAGAUUUUGAACAAAGCUCAACAGAGGCAAAUUGAAGACUUUGAGCAAAAGCUGGAAGAUUCACGCCGUAAAAUGAGAUACAUUGAGCAUCAGUUUGCAAUUGUCAAAGACGAAAAGGGCGGUCUUGCAGUAAGUCUAAAGGAAUCAAGUCGAUUGAUUGAAGAAGCCAAAGAAAGAGAGGUUCAAAUGCAAAGCAAGCUGAAGGCAAUGGAGCAGCAAGUACAGCUUCUCGAUGAGAAAGACCAGGAGAACAUGAAGAAACAGAGCCUGGCAGAUGCUGCAGUGGACAGUAUGAAGCAGCAGAUGUUGGAGCUUUGUCGCUCUGACACCUUGUCCAGAGCGCGGGAACAGCAUGACAGAGACCUCGCCAUCAUGAAGGAGCAACAUGAGGCUGCAUUGCUGGCCCUUCAGCAAAAGCUCGACUCUGACUCUCAGGCUUUGAGUGAACUGACUGACGUUAACCAAAGGUUACAAGAACGUGUGAAGUUGUUGGAGCGUCAGAGAGAAGAAGAUCAACUGGAGAGAGCCAGAGUCAUCAAUUCCCUCACUCAGCGUCUGGAGGAGAGUCAGCAACAAUGUGCCAAGUUGCUGCAGACAAAUUCAGUGCAAGAGAUGAGCCAAAUGCAAAUCAAACUACAGCAGGCUCAGUCAGCCAAGGCGCUGAGUGAAAACAUGAAAAAAGUUUUACAGGAGGAUAUGGCCGAUCUAAAGGAGCAGAUUACGCUGUAUGAAUCUGCUGUGAAACAUGGAGUUAUUACAUUAGACGUCAGCAGUGAAUGGGAGAACCAUCUGUCUGAAUCCUGCAUGGAUCUGGGGUUGAAGAAAUUAAACAGGAAAAACGGCACCCUUCACAGUGCUGUUCAGGACUCCAAGCUACCCAAGGACGAGGCUUUAAAGCUCCUGAGAGUAGAAAUGCAGCGCUGCCUGGGAUGUUUGAAAGGGAAAAGGCAGAAGGUCAGCCAGCUGCAGGAGGAGCUUCAGCGCUGUCAGGCUCAAGUGAAUGAUCUGAGGACUGAGUUAGACGAAGCAAAACUCAACUCCUCGGUCAAAGAGAUGAGCCAGAUAAAACACCUAAACAUAACUGGAGAGUCUCAGAAAGAGCUGAUUACACUACAGGAAGACAAAAAACACCUGCAGGAACAAGUGGAGUUACUAGAAAAGACGAAUAAAGAGCUGAAAAAAAGCGAGGAAAAGGUAAAGUCUGCCAAUUCUGAGCUGUGUACCAAAAUGAGGGAGAUGAUCCAGGAGCUGGACCAAGAAAAGCAGGAAGCUGCUGAGAGAGCUGAGCGGAUUUAUCAGCAGUACAGAGACGACGUGGUGAACCGAGUCAGAGCAGAGCUCAUGCUGGAACAUGAAACUCAGGUUGAACAGCUGACAGCACAGCAUCAGCAGCAGGUUCAGCAGUUACAAAACCAGCUGUUGGAAGUUAAUGAUAAGAUGUUGGCUGUGCAGGAAUGUUACUUAUCUGUCUGCAAGGAGAAGAGUCUGCUUGAGGAAAGAAUAUGCAUCAGAGAGAAAGAGGAUGCCUUGAUCAAAGAGGAGAGUAGUACCGCUGUGGAGAAGCUGAGAGGUGAACUUGAGGCUCAGCAUCAGGCCUCCAUAAUGCAUCUCAAAGCAGUUUGGUCCAAAGAGAAGGAAACUGAAAUUCAGGAACAUGUGAAUUCUCAUGUUGCAUCAGCUGAGGCUAAAUGGAAGGAGAAACUGCAAAAGAUGGAGAGGACUUGGGUCCAGAAGCUAGAGGACGCUAAGAAAGAGAGACACAGCGAGUCUGCUGAGGUGAUCUGUCAAACAGAUGAGACUGAGGCCAAUAGUCUGACCAUUUCUGCUGAGGAGCUGAACUCCAGGCUCAGUGCCCAGAAACAGCAGCUGCAACUGGAAGCUGACAAUGUGCGACGCAAAGCAGUAGAGGAGGUCAGGAAAGAAGUCCAGAGAGAGUUACAAGAGAAACACCUGGAUGACCUGGUCAAGCAGGUUGAAGGUGCAGUAACCCGGGCUUAUAACCGCUGGAUUGAGGACCUGUCUUCAUUACCAGAAUAUCAAACCUCUCUUCAAACAGAAAAGGAGAAAUGGGAAGAGCAACAAGAAAAGCUCACAGAACAAAGAGUGUCCCAGGCCUUAAAGGAGGCAGAAGAGCAAUGGUACAAGAACCCCCUGGAGGAGCACAGCAUUCAGAAGAUGGCAGAGCUUAAAGAGGAGGUGGCAGCUCUCAAGAGCCAGCUGGAACAAGCAACCAGAGAACAAGCUGCCCUGUUGAAAGCUGAGCUGGCUGGAGCCAGAGCAGCUUGGAACAGAGACAAACAACAGGAAAUCUCCAUCAUCAAGGCCACCAGCGAUCAAGCGUACCAAACCAAGCUGCUAGAGCAGCGCAGAAAGCUGGAGCAGGCUGUGCAGCAAAUCAGAGUGGAUGCUGACCUCCAGAAGAAGGAGCUACUCCUACAGACGGAGGCUAAACUCCAGCAGGCUAUGAGAGCACGAGAGGAGGAGUGGAGAUGCCAGUAUGCAGAGAAGGAGCUGACACAGAGACAGCAGAUGAGAGAGGAAUUUCUAGCAGAGCUUCAGACUGGACUGGCAGAGGUUUAUACUCAGCUUCUUGGAGCCACUAAGAAAGAUCAGCAGGAGACUGAGGACAGCAGGAGAACCAGUGGAACUACAUCAGAGGCGACAAUGAUUCACAUCAUCCAAACCUCAUGCAAAGACCUGGUGAACAGAGCCGUGUCAGAGGCCAAGAUGGAGUGGAAGAAAAUGAGCGAAGAGAAGUUGAGCUGUGUCUUAAAAGAAACACAGGAACAGCAUUUGAGAGAAAUCAACAAAAUGCAAAGCUCUUUAUCCCAGAGGAAGGAGCAGUCUCGUUGCAGGAAAGAGUGCAGUGAGACUGUAAGUAAGCUGGAGAAGAAGAACCAGGAGCUCCAAAGACAUUUAGAGAAAGCCUGUCGUCAACUUCAGCACAGCAUUCGAGAGCACAAAACAGCCAUGCAGCACCUGAAAGAUGAGCAUGAAAGCAGGUUACGAAAGGCAGAGGAGGAACAUCUGCAGCAGUUAGAAGAAGUGAGGAGAGCCAAAGAAUCCUCAGCAAGUUCAGAUCACCAACAAAAUCUUCAGCAAGGCCUGCAGGAGAUGAAGCAGCAGUACCUUGUGACUGUAGAAAAGAUUAGAGGAGACAUGUUGCGCUACCUCCAGGAAAGUCGGGAGCGUGCAGCAGAGAUGAUCCACAUCGAGGUGCAGAGGGAGAGGCAGGACACUGCCAGAAAGAUGCGACGCUAUUAUCUGAACUGUCUGCAAGAGUUACUGGAGGAUGGGGGGAAGACUACAGGUGCUGAAAAGAAAAUAAUGAAUGCUGCAAGCAAGCUGGCGGCCAUGGCUAAAGUGCUGGAAACUCCUUUCAAAAGUAAAUCCGGAAAGAAUUACGGUUUACCAAGUUGUUCGAUGGCUGUGUCCACCACUGCAGAUGGCGGCUUGCCAGGUAGAAACGCAGCUUUCAGUAAGAAGCUGUCAGCUCUAUCUGAGGCUCCUGAUAUAAGGCCAGAGGAGAGAUCCCAUGGGGAAAAGACUUCUGCUGAUUCAGGGCAGAAAACAAUCACUGCAGUUAGGACUAAACUUUCGAAUCAACAGGGUACUGUGGGUUGUCAGGAGGUUUCCACAAAGGAAAUGAUGAACCCCCAAAUUUCUCAUCCAAACCUCCCUCCUUACAAAGACUCUUAUCAGGCAACUUCUAGAUCUGAUGUGGAUUUUGUUAGUACGUCUGUGAGGGGUAAAGGCCCAAAGUGUUACCCGCAGCGAGGUGACUCUAGCAAAGACAUCAGCCACCUGGAGCCAGGACAAUGGAGCAAACCUUUACUUGUCCUAGAGGCUCCUGUCAGAGAAGAGAAACAGCCUGACUGGAGCACGACGAGCUGUGACUCUGACAUAAGUCCACAAGUCACCAGACCGUCCAACUAUGGGACAAAAGUUGAACCGGUGAAGCCUUUUUCACUGUCUGCAGUAUCAGCCAGCGAAAUAGGAGAGUUUGGCGGCCUCACAGCAGAUGCUUCGAACCUAACUAUUUAUAAUGAGAUUCCCAAGAAGUCGUUUCACACCGAAAUCUUUACCCACUCAAAGACACGUCCACACAGAGAACCUACUCCGGGUUCUGAAUGUAAAAACCAACAGGGGGCUUGUUCCAGGCCUCUGUUUUCUGAACUGAGACAGCGGCAACAGGACAGCGGCUUUGACAGCCCGUUCUAUCAGCAAAAGUGAGAAAGGAAGGAUAGUUAUGAGGUCUGGAGCUCAUAAAUAUAAGUUAACUUAUCAAAUUGUGCCUUCAAUACAUUGUGUAAUGUUUACAUGAUAACACAUUCUUUUAUAGUCAUUACAAUAUGCAGUGUAUUUGAAAUGAAUUGUAUGCUUUUCAUUGGUGAGCAACAUGAAAUGAUCAGUAAGUUUGGACAUGUGAGGUUAAUGAGUGUAGCUAACUAGCUUGAAUUAUCAGAGAGACUAAAAAUAGGUGAAAACAACCAGGGCGGUUUCCCUUCUGUGAUUAAAAUCUCCCCUCUACGAGCACAUUUCAGACUGAAGACAUUUUUUGGUUGAAUCUGCACAAAGCCAGUGUAAUAUGAAACACUGGACAAAGCAGUCAUGGCUUUUGAGCUUUAAAAGUGGUGGUGGAUGGACUUUGCUUCCUGCAGAGACCGUCGGACUCACUGUUUCCUCCUGUUUCCAGCCACUGUGCUAAGCUUAACUCCGGUGGCUGACUUUGGUUUCAUAUUCUCGAAAUAUAUCUGACAGGUAUAUUCAUCUUCCUAUCUAACCCUGAAGAAGAAUAUGACGAAGCUUUUUUUCCC